Molecule: messenger RNA, 2482 nt
Organism: Salvia miltiorrhiza (redroot sage)
Lineage: Eukaryota; Viridiplantae; Streptophyta; Magnoliopsida; Lamiales; Lamiaceae
Product: trihelix transcription factor DF1-like
Exons: 2
Coding region: 270-2018 (582 amino acids)
Source: RefSeq, a predicted model, not a curated record
CCUCAGCUCAAAAGGCAAAUAAAUAAAAAAUAAUUCACUUGAAAAAACGAGUAUUUAUUUAUUUGUAUACAUAUAUAUAUAUAUAUAUUUUUCAGAAGUGUGAGAUUGACAGGCAGAUCCCCACCGGAAAUAAAUUAAAUAUAUUUCACCCCACCUUCAAAAUCCUUUCAUAAAACCCCCCACAAAAAUUUCACCCGUCCCUUUGCAAAUAUAAAUUUUAAUAUUUUUCUGGUAAUUUGCCUUAAUUCGGAAAGAGACUUGUGUGUUACAUGAUGCUUGGCGUCUCAGGCCUCAUGGGGAGCUCCGGAGACGGCGCGGCCGCGGCCCCCGCAGAGGGACACGAGAGCGGCGGCGCGAGCGGAGGCAGCAGCGAGGUCGGCGGCGCAUCCAGCUCCGUCCCCCCGGAGGAGAUUGGCGGCGGCGGCGGCGGAAACCGGUGGCCGAGGCAGGAGACUUUGGCUUUGCUCAGAAUUCGCUCAGAUAUGGAUGCUGCUUUUAGGGAUUCAAGCCUUAAAGGUCCGUUAUGGGAAGAAAUUUCCAGGAAAAUGGCGGAGCUUGGAUUUCAACGAAGCGCCAAGAAAUGCAAAGAGAAAUUCGAGAACGUGUACAAGUACCACAAGCGGACAAAAGACGGCCGCGCCUCGAAAUCCGACGGCAAAACAUAUCGAUUCUUCGAUCAGCUGGAGGCGUUGGAGAACGCUCCGCCGCCUCCCUUCACCCCUCCGCCGCCGCGCCCUCUCCCUCCCUCAAUCACCGCGCAGCCAAUGCCGGCGAGCGCCCCAAUGCCAUCACAUAUUACAACUACUGUUUCAUCAACUAGCCCUACGCCUUUGAGCGUGCUGCCCCCAAUCCAAACCCCCAAUAUUAAUCCCAUCAACAAUUCCUCUCCUUUUCAAUCCCCGCCACCGCAGGCGCCGCCGCCGCAGUUUAAUCCCGCGGGAUUGCGCUCGGAUUCGACGUCGAGCUCGUCCACCUCCUCCGACGAGGAUAUACAUCGGCGGAGAGGGAAGAAGCGGAAAUGGAAGGAUUUCUUCCAGAGGUUAAUGAAGGAUGUGAUUCACAAGCAGGAGGAUUUGCAGAAGAAGUUCCUCGACGCGCUCGAGCGGCGAGAGCGCGAUCGCGUGGCGCGGGAGGAGGCGUGGCGGCUGCAGGAGAUGGCGCGGAUGAGCCGCGAGCACGAGUUCCUAGUCCAGGAGAGGUCGAUCGCCGCCGCCAAGGACGCGGCGGUGAUCGCGUUUCUGCAGAAGGUCACCGACCAAAACAACCUCCAAAUCCCAAUCCCAAUCACCACCACUAACAUACCUCAAUCCCUAGCGGCAAUGCAGCCGCAGCCGCAACCGCCACCGCCACCGCCACCACAGCCCAAAAAUCAAAAUCCAAAUCCAAAUCCACCUCCGCCGCCGCCGCAAAUUCAGCCGCCGCCUCCGCCGCCACUGCAACUUCCCGCGACGGUGCCGGUGACACCUCCGUCAAAAGGCACGGAGGCGGCAAAAAUUGAUAACGGGGGCGGGGAUAAUUCGAUGACGUCGGCGAGUUCGUCGCGGUGGCCGAAGGCGGAGGUGCAGGCGCUGAUCAAUUUGAGGACGAGUCUGGAUCUCAAGUAUCAGGAGAACGGGCCGAAGGGCCCGCUGUGGGAGGAGAUCUCCGGCGCGAUGGGGAAGAUGGGGUAUAAUCGGAGCUCGAAGAGGUGCAAAGAGAAAUGGGAAAACAUCAACAAAUACUUCAAGAAGGUGAAGGAGAGCAGCAAGAAGCGGCCCGAGGAUUCCAAAACGUGCCCGUAUUUCCACCAGCUCGACGCGAUAUACCGAGAGCGGGCCAAAAAUGACGCCGCUCCGUUAUACGCGGAGCCCAUCAUGGCCCGGCCCGAGCAGCAGUGGCCGCUGCCGCCUCAGCGGAAUCCGGCAUUGCCCGAAAACGAGAGCGAGAACAACGAUGACGAAGACGACGAUGACGAUGAAGACGAGGGAGGGGGGUACGAGAUGGUCGCCAACAAGCUGCCGUCUUCCGCGGCGGAGUGAGCUGAGAGAAGGAAGAGAGAGAAAACUCAGAAAAGAGUAGGCGGAGGUGUGUUUAAAAUGGAGGCAAGAAAUGGUGGGGGCGAGAUGUCAGAGGCGGGGGCGUCGAGGAGGGGUCGGAAAAACGGUGAAAAACGAUUCAUUCACAUGGGGCGGCGCGGCAGAGGUGGCGGCGGCGGCGGCGGCGGCGGUGGAUGUUUUUGUAAGAUUAUUAUAUAAAUUUAGUUUUUUUUGUUUUAAAAAUGUUUUUCUUUACGAUUUAUUUAUUAUUUUGAAAAUUAAUAAAUAGAGGAUCGGGUGAAUAGGAAAUUGGUGAAAUCUGGAUAUGGAAUAAUAAGGGGGGACAGUAUUUAAAAUUUGUAUUUCUUUUACUUUUCUUCUUUCUUGGGGUUUUAUUUUUUGUUCAUGGAGUGUAAAUGUCAAAGAUUAUUGAUUUUGAUAAUGUUGGUUACCUUUUUAAUUUUCAA